UGUAUUUUUAAUGUACAAGCACCAUCCAAAACAGCUGCUUUGUUACAUACAGCUUUAGUUCAAUCAAAGUCUCUGCUUUAAUCUGAAUGUGACACUGCAAAGGUGUUGAUAAGCUAACUUUCGGAAGUUUAUUACUGUCAAAGAAAAUGUAAGUUUCAACAUAAUUAAGUAAAUGAAUGCUCAUAAUGCAUCCUUUAAUCUGUCUUUUUUCCACAUUUUCUCUUAUUUACCACUUUCUUGAGACAACAUCAUUUUGUUUAAAACAGCAGUAUUUCUUCAUCUCUCUGUCAUGGAGUGUUUACAUUUCUGUGACAAAUACAUAACAUGUCGACCAUGCAAUCUGUUUUGUCCUCUAGCUGUGAGGAUUCAUGCAGCACAACAAGCUUAUCCCACAAACACAGAUAUAACCUUCCUGGUUGUAGCUGAUGUGCCAGUCCCUGUGGAGUUUCUCUGGUACUUCGGAGACUCAAAAUCCGCCAGAACCACCUCAAAGACCAUCACCAAAAGAUACUACACUCCCGGCAGGUAUGAUGUAGUCGUAGUCGUGUCUGGUGGUCGGAUCUCCCUCACCUCUGAAGUGUUCCCGCUGGUCAUCCAGAGAGCAGUAAAGCUCAACAGGCUUGUCCACCGGGCCUCUGUCCUGCAGAACCACACAGUGACGCUGCGUUGCCGGGUCAACGUGGGCACCGAUGUCAUCUUUCUGUGGAGCUUUGGAGACGGACCAACAAGGCUGGGACAGAGCACAGAGCAGCACAUCUUCCACGAGACAGGUGAGUUCACAGUGGAAGUGAUUGUAUCUAACCUGGUGAGCUCUGCCUCUCUGAGCAGUCACAUCUUUGUUGUCGACCAGCCAUGUCAGCCUCCACCAGUCAAAAACAUGGGGCCUCUCAAACUACAGGUGCGAAGAUAUGAGGUUAUCCAUCUGGGGGUAACCUAUGAGACUGAAGUUGACUGUGACAAAUCAGGAGGCCUUAACUACACCUGGGCCUUGUUUGACUCUGCAGGCCAGGUCUUCCCUUUGACUCUCACAAACAUUCACAGACAGAGCCUCAUACUGCCAAGCCAUCUCCUGCACUAUGACGCCUACACUGCCAUAGCCAGGGUUCAGGUUGUCGGCAGUGUGGUGUACAGUAACUACAGUGUGAGAGUUCAAGUGAUACCCAGCCCUCCUAUGGCGUCCAUUCAGGGCGGCACCAACGUCUUCAUUAACAUCAGAAACACCACCGUGGUAACCCUAGACGGGCAGAGAUCUUACAACCCUGACUUCCCCAUGAACCCAGUCAGCUUCAGCUGGGCAUGUAAACCAGUCAGCUCCGUCACCGGAUCCUGUUUCAACCAACACGUUACCACUUCCUCUUCUGUGCUCACAUUUCCUGCUAGUUUCCUAAAACUACAUGACCAAUUUCGAUUCACACUCACCAUCAGCAGUGGAGAGCAUUCAGCUUCAACAGAGACCUUCCUCACAGUUACAUCAAAUGUAAUUAGUGCCUUGUGUGAAGACCGUGAUGUUUCCCGACAAAACAUCCAGUACACCUGGAGCCUGUACUUGGUCAAUGCUUUGUCCAAACCUGUCACAGAAGUCCCAUUUUGUUACACAGUGGAUCUCAGUGCUCCUUCCACCAUCAGUGAGGGUCCUGCUACCUCUCCUCAGACUCCUGGGACUUCCACCCUGCAUCCACCUGCUGCAGAUGCUUCACACUACACUCAUACUGUCCCCCUGAGUGAGAAUGCUUCUGAAACUGCAGCCAAAAAGCAAAAUCCGAAUGUGACUGACAGCGAGACAUCAUUAAAGAAGAACAGAAACAUGUUACACAUCACCGGUUUGACAGACCCUGAGCCACUCCUCAGCUCUUCUCCAGUCAACAUAAGAACAGCAGAGUCAGGAGAGCCCAUUCAUCAUCCUCUGGGAGAGUUUCUAGAGCCUCUGUACUCCUCCACUGAAUACUUGCCCUUGACAAUGGUAGCGGCCAGAAUGAUGUUAUCAGCAAAUUCCCUAUUGACUCAGACUCCUCUACUGACUGGGAGUUUUCUUUUCCUGUCCCAGAGAGUGGUGAUGUGGGAGAUGGACUGGGUGAGAAAAAACAUAUCUGAAACUUUGGCUGUCACAGCCGCAGUCAAUCAAAAUCAAAUUGAAACUGAAUCUGGUCUUUCUGCUCUUAUAGAUUCAGAUUAUGAUGUUCCCUUCCUGAGCACAGAGGAGGGAGACCCAGGAAUCUCAGCAGGAAGACCCACAGGUGUGGAUGAUGACACCUUCAGUCCAGAAGAUGACUCAGUGUUUGAUCCAGCAUCACAUGUCGAUGAGGGGAGUAAUCUGGUGGAUUCCAGGCCAUCUAUGGUGAUCCAGGAGCCAACCUUGCUUGAUUUACCUCGAGGCCCAGUAGACAGAGCGCUGUUUGAGUCCUACACUUACACAGGAAUUUCCUCCCCUUUGUUCAGCUUCAGACCGUUCAGUCCGAGACCGGGGAGCAGAUACAUGUUGGGGGUUACUGCCAAGUCUCAAAGUAGUUUUCUGGGCCGGACUCAGAUAUUCUUAAAAACCAACCCUGCACCAAAAGGAAUGACGUGCCAGGUGCAACCGAUCAAAGGGUCGGAGUUAUACACACACUUCAGCAUCUUCUGCACCUCGGGGAAAGAGGACUUACUGUAUGAGUACAGCUUCAGUGUCGGAAACAGACCUCCCAGGAUAUUGUAUCAGGGGAGAGACUUCCAGUACUACUUCAGCCUUCCUUCUGGAGACCGCAGCGACGACAAUAAAGUAACUAUUUACACAAAGAUCAGAAGCAGCACAUAUGGAACAGCCACUAAACCCUGUCCUGUCACCGUCCAAGUCCAGCCAAGCUUCCUCAGAGACUCCUCUUCCCAUCAUGAUCCUUAUCUGGAGCUUUCAGAGUCAGGUCUGAGGAACCUGUCAGCUCUGGUGCAGCUUGGGAACAGUGUGGAGAUCCGUAACUACAUUAGUCUCCUUUCCAGCAUCCUGAACAGACUCAGCAUGGACACCAAGGCCAACACACACGCACAGAGACGCAUAUGCAAUAUACUCAUUUGCACAGUGUGUGAACUCGAGAGCAGCGAACAGGUAUCAAUGGUGGACAGCAUCCACAUUCUCAACAACCUUUUACAAGUCACAAGUCAGGUAACAUUAGCCAGUGCCAGACGGGUGAGAGCUCACAUUCAGGCCAUCUCAGAGCAGUUUUCUGAGUCCAGUGUUCCUGUCUGGUACCAUCUGGACCAGAAGACACUGAACAGCCUGGUCACCCUGCUCUCAUACAGCCUGCAGGCUGCUGUCACCGGUUAUGACUUCACAACCAACAGUGCUGACAUUACACAAGAAAUGGAAUCAGACUCAUUUGCUGGUGAAAACACAAGAAAUGCUAUAGCUGAUCGAAAUGGCUGCAUAUCACACUCGUCCAGUGGUGUUUUUAUUAAAACAUCUAUUUCAACAAAGCCGGCAAUGCGGCUUGUAGAUGAUAUUCUGCAGACUGCUUCAGAUCUUGUGAGAAAAAACAAACAUGUUUCCUCACACUCACUUACUUUUUUUGCACUUCCAUUUACUUAUCAUAAAAAUCCUACAUCCAAUGCUCAUUUAAUAAUGUCUCCAGGUGUUUGUUACUUGGCCCUGCUGAAUGCUGACUUUGCGAAGCCACCCAGACACAGUCACCUGAGCAGCCAGGUCAACUACAGUCUCACAGCAGACAGCAACCUGUGUUUGUCCUGGAAUGGCCACCAGGGGGCCUGGACACACAUUGGCUGCAGAACACAGCAGGCAGACACAAAUACUACAGUCAACUGCAGUUGUCACCAGUUGAGGCUGUUGACUGUGGUGCAGCAGCAGAUCCAGAGCAGCCAUGACACAGUCGAUCUGGACCCAUUCCUAAGCACAUGGUCCUGUACGACACAAACAUCAUUCUGUGUGACAGUGCUCUGUGUGCUGGUGCUGUGUGUUUGCCUGUACGUCCCGGGGUUGGUGGUGUGUAGGAGAGCUGACGUCAUCUCCGAGGAGAAUCAGAGAGUCCACUACCUUACUGACAACUCUCUAUGUGACCCAUACCUCUAUGCUGUGACCAUCCACACUGGUCUCUACUCUGCAGCCAGUAUGAGUGCAAAGCUCCAGACUGUGUUGGAUCACCACGUAUCUCAGCUCCUCCAGUUCAGCCCAGAUAUCAGGGGUGAUGUUAGUCUGAUCACUGGUUGCUUUAACACCCAGGAUCUCAGACUGAACAUCUGUCUGAGUGAUAUCACUCUCUGUCCCCCCUCCACUCACACCCUGAGCCCUCGUCCAGGACAGACAGAGCAGCAACGCCAGAAAAACUGCAGCACUCCUCAUUGUGAAAUAUCACCUCUUUAGACAGCAAGAUGCAGUCUGACACGUCUCGCUCAGUUCCCGUCUUUAUAUACACGUAAAACAGGUCACUGAACUGCUGUAUGAGAAUGAAACAGGUGUCUUUGAUAACAAAUAUAAAAAUAGCACCAAAGAUCCUUGAACACUGAACUGAGUUUAAAGCAAUCAACAAGUUAGAAUGAUGUUCUUCCCUUCAAUAUAACAACAUUAAAGGACGAGUUCACAAUCUUUCAAGUCUCUUUUAAAACAACA
Thunnus maccoyii (southern bluefin tuna) is the source of this 4591-nucleotide messenger RNA. Its product is annotated as polycystic kidney disease 1 like 1-like. NCBI's taxonomy places the organism in Eukaryota, Metazoa, Chordata, Actinopteri, Scombriformes, Scombridae. The record is from RefSeq and is a predicted model, not a curated record. The coding region runs from base 290 to 4345 and encodes 1351 amino acids. The transcript has 24 exons.